Messenger RNA from Lolium rigidum, 1348 nucleotides. Its product is annotated as NAC domain-containing protein 22-like. Gene Ontology annotation, molecular function: DNA binding. The coding region runs from base 84 to 1103 and encodes 339 amino acids. NCBI's taxonomy places the organism in Eukaryota, Viridiplantae, Streptophyta, Magnoliopsida, Poales, Poaceae. The transcript has a single exon. The record is from RefSeq and is a predicted model, not a curated record. Gene Ontology annotation, biological process: regulation of DNA-templated transcription.
AGAGCAACAGCAAAAUAAGCAGAGCAGCGACGAUCACCUAGACUAGAAGUAGAUCGAGCAGAGCAGCAACUAGUGAUCUAGCAAUGGCAGUGGCACCGGCGUCGACCAUGGAGGCCGAGCAGCCCCUCCCUGGCUUCCGGUUCCACCCCACGGAGGAGGAGCUCCUCGGCUUCUACCUCUCCCACGUCGCACUCGGCAAGAAGCUCCACUUCGACAUCAUCGGCACGCUCAACAUCUACCGCCACGACCCCUGGGACCUCCCAAGGCUGGCCAAGAUCGGGGAGAGGGAGUGGUACUUCUUCGUGCCGCGUGACCGGAAGGCUGGCAGCGGCGGCCGGCCGAACCGGACGACGCAGCGCGGGUUCUGGAAGGCGACGGGGUCCGACAGGGCCAUCCGGAGCGCCGCCGACCCCAAGCGGGUCAUCGGGCUCAAGAAGACGCUCGUCUUCUACCAGGGCCGCGCGCCAAGGGGCACCAAGACGGACUGGGUGAUGAACGAGUACCGCCUCCCCGACCACGCCGCCGGCGCCGCGCCGCCCAGGGAGGACACGGUGCUGUGCAAGAUAUACCGGAAGGCCACGCCGCUCAAGGAGCUCGAGCAGAGAGCCUCUGCGACCGCGAUGGAGGAGAUGAUGAUGCAGAGGCCCGGCUGGAACGGAGGAUACGGCGGCGAAGCCAGAGCGUGGCCGGCCCCGGUCACCAUCUCCACCGGCGACGACUAUCUGUCGUCGUCCGACGACGUCCAGGACAAUUUCCUGUUCCACUCCUCCUCCUCGUCGGCAGCGCCAUCUGGCAACAGCAAGAAUGACGACGCGCCCAGGGAAGCCAAGAAGGAAGCGGACGUCGCCGCAGUCACCGUGGCGUCGGCGUCCGCUUUGUCUCUACAGCAAUCUGCGAACGUGCCCUCCAACUUCCAGCUCCCGGCGGCCAACCCUCCAUGCAGUAUCCAGAUCCCGGCGGCGAACCCGACCUGCAGCCUCGAGCUACCGGCGGCGAACCAAGGAGUGUUCGACUGGCUGCAAGACCCGUUCCUGACGCAGCUGCGGAGCCCGUGGCAGGACCAGCAUUGCCUGUCCCCUUACGCCCAUCUUCUCUACUAUUGAGGGAAUGACUAUCAAGGGAACUACUGACGAGCUAACGAUCCAUCUUCAGAUGCAAGUUGUGCAAGCUCGGAGCAUAACAGGGUUACCUCUGAAUUCAGUUGUACAUAGGAGUACUCCUAGUACCUACCUAGAUGUCCGUCGUUUCUUUUAUGCAUUUUAGUAAAAGGUGGCGAUGACCUAAUGAUGUUUAACAUGACAAUGCAACCAAGGUCGCAAUGAAUUAAUUUUGUGUUAGGUUAUCUGGU